AUGGCUGCAGAAGAAUCCGACGAAGAAACCUCUUCAUCAAGUAAACGAGAACAAACACAAGCACGGGCAGCUACGCAUAAAGUUUCGCAGCGGGAAGGAAACAUCACCCAAUUAGGCGUAGCGAAUCCUGAUACGGAAACCAUUAUCAAGACAACAAGUGAAGAAUUUUUUCAACGCGAACUGGCAGCUAGGGUGGAAGAACCUGAAAGAGAACUGGCCAUCAAGGAAGCGAAGAGAGCUGAUGACCAUGCAAUACAAGACAGCAAGAUCAAGAUGAUGGAGAUGCAAAUCAUGAAUUUGUCAACCGGAGCAAGGAACAAGGAACGUACGGAGUUGGAAGCCGAAGCAACACUGCGAGCGAACAAAUUUUCCAGAAUCACUCAAGGAGAAAUUUCGUGA
Molecule: messenger RNA, 399 nt
Organism: Sphaeroforma arctica JP610
Lineage: Eukaryota; Ichthyosporea; Ichthyophonida
Exons: 1
Coding region: 1-399 (132 amino acids)
Source: RefSeq, a predicted model, not a curated record